Messenger RNA from Sinocyclocheilus grahami, 1300 nucleotides. RefSeq names its product islet cell autoantigen 1-like. Gene Ontology annotation, molecular function: protein domain specific binding. The coding region runs from base 309 to 1274 and encodes 321 amino acids. The transcript has 10 exons. Gene Ontology annotation, cellular component: Golgi apparatus. Lineage: Eukaryota; Metazoa; Chordata; Actinopteri; Cypriniformes; Cyprinidae. The record is from RefSeq and is a predicted model, not a curated record. Gene Ontology annotation, biological process: regulation of transport.
CACAAAGAAACUUAAAUAGUCUUUUAAAAACUACGAAAACCAAAAGUAUAACAAUAACGCAAUCCAAUCUUUCAGAACGAUCACAACUGCGCAUUUAGAGUGCCUGUUUCAAGCUAAAUGUCACUAUUGUAGCCUACUCACUCGUGCCUCCUUUAUGUUCGCAGUGCGCAUGACGUUAUCACUGCAUCUGCAAGCAGCACGCGCACCCAAAAACGCGCAGUGAUGCACAUAUAGCGUUUUAUUUUCCUAUUACAGCAUGUCUUAAGUAUCGGCAGCCGGGAUCCAAGCUCAUACGAUACCUGACAAACAUGGAGAAAGGGAACCAAGGGAUUUCUCAUUUUGAUCACUUUCUCCAAAGUCAAGAAUCAUCCGUGGUCAACAAGUUCCAGCAGAAAUACUGGAAAACCAAGCAAACACUGAUUAAAGUCACAGGAAAGAAGGAAGAUGAGCAUGUUGUUGCUUCCGAUGCUGAUCUGGACGCUAAACUGGAGGUGUUUCAUUCAGUACAGAGAACGUGCAUGGAGCUCCUUAAGGUGAUUGAACAGUAUCAAAGGAGAAUCAGCCUUUUGUCCCAGGAGGAGAAUGAACUGGGUCGGUUCCUGCGUUCACAGGGCUCUCAGGACAAAAGCCGUGCUGGAAAGAUCAUGCAAGCUACUGGGAAAGCUCUCUGCUUCUCUUCACAGCAGAGGCUGGCGCUGCGAGGUCCACUGGGCCGUCUGUACCAGGAGGUGGAGACGUUUCGUUACCGAGCCAUUUCUGACACGUGGCUGACGGUGAACAGGAUGGAGCAGUCACGGACCGAGUACAGAGGAGCUCUGCUCUGGAUGAAGGACGUUUCUCAGGAGCUGGACCCCGACACACACAAGCAGAUGGAGAAGUUCCGUAAGGUUCAAACUCAGGUGCGUCAUACCAAGACAAGUUUUGACAAACUGAAGAAUGAUGUGUGUCAGAAGGUUGAUCUGCUCGGAGCCAGUCGCUGUAAUCUGCUCUCACACGUUCUGACAACCUAUCAGACCACAUUGCUACAUUUCUGGGAGAAAACCUCUCACACUAUGGCUGCUAUUCAUGAGAGCUUCAAAGGCUGCCAGACUCAUGAGGCUUCAGCGCUGGGGGCUUCAGAUCAAGCUGCAAAGAAAAAAGUAAAGAAGAAAACGAAGGCAAAAGCAGAAGACGAGGAGACGAGUCAGAAUACAGAUGAAACGCUUAUUUCAAUUGAAGAAGAAACUCUGAGCAGUAACCUCAUGCGAACAGGUAAAGCUUUCAUGAAAGCGUGAGUUUUAUCCACAGAUGAAGAGAAGUU